Selaginella moellendorffii is the source of this 1100-nucleotide messenger RNA. RefSeq names its product oxidoreductase UcpA. The record is from RefSeq and is a predicted model, not a curated record. The coding region runs from base 179 to 994 and encodes 271 amino acids. The transcript has 3 exons. Lineage: Eukaryota; Viridiplantae; Streptophyta; Lycopodiopsida; Selaginellales; Selaginellaceae.
CCGCCUCUCCUCUCCGCCAUUUCCUUUCCACUCACCAUCGCUCCUCUCUCCCUUCUAGUUUUCAAAAUAGGAGUGACGGUUUGUGUCACGGGGCCACGCCAGCCCUUAAAUCUCUAUGUGAUUUGUCCACGUCGGCCCUAAAAUGUUUAUAUGGUAUCCACAUCAGCCCUAAGUCUUUAUGAAUUGUCCACAUCAGCAAGGAGGAACCCUAGACCCGGAAGCUAUGGCAGUAUUGCUCCUCGUGACUGCAACGCAAGAGAGUGACACUCUGCUCUUCACUCUGGCAUCCAGCGAUUUCAAGAUCGUGAUCGCGGGUGGCCGACCGGCUCCAAUUGCCCCAGCGUCUUGCAGAUUCGUGGAGCUCGAUCUCCGUGGCGAUGAAGCGAGCGUGGAGCAAUCGAUCGCCAGCGCGUGGGCGGCUUUUGGGCGGAUCGAUGCGCUCGUCUUCUUGUGUGAUCACGAUCAAGGGAGCUUUCAGCCGGUGCUGGAAGCGAGCGAGGAAGAUUGGGAUGGAGCGGUGGAAAAGAACCUCAAGGCGGCUUGGCUGGUGAGUAGAUCCGUGGCGAGACGCAUGAAACUCUCCGGAGCAGGUGGAUCGAUCGUGUUUGUGACGUCCAUCGCUGGGAGCGAGCGAGGAUUGUUUCCAGGAGCGGGGAUCUACGGCACCUGCAUUGCGGGAGUCCAUCAGUUGAGCAAGGCGCUGGCGAUGGAGCUCGGCAAAUUCAACAUCCGCGUCAACUGCGUUGUUCGUGGCUGGAGUGAGUCGGACGCAGCGGCCAUGAUCUCGGCAAACUCGAGUGGCAAGAACACGGCCUUGACGACGAGCAGCGUGAGCAAGCUUCUUCCGCUGGAGCGCUGGGCCGAUGGUUCCCGCGACUUGGCCUCGAGCCUGCUCUACUUCGUGAGCAAGGAUUCGUCUUUCAUCACUGGAACCACCGUUGCGGUGGAUGGCGGUCAGUCGUUGGUGAGGCCUCGGCUAAAGUCGCGUUUUUGAUAACCUUCUUCAACCAGACAUCUCUGAAAAAACGCUAUGAGAAAAUCCACAUCGAUAGUAAUGUACACACGCUCGUAUAAAUCACAGAAAAUCUUACAGAUCGAUC